Messenger RNA from Rhagoletis pomonella (apple maggot), 956 nucleotides. RefSeq names its product leucine-rich repeat-containing protein 59-like. Gene Ontology annotation, molecular function: protein binding. Lineage: Eukaryota; Metazoa; Arthropoda; Insecta; Diptera; Tephritidae. The record is from RefSeq and is a predicted model, not a curated record.
UGAAUCAUGCUCACUGACCUUAAACUUCAGUAGUUGUGGCUCUGGUAAAACGUCAAUAUUUUGGAUUUGUUGAUGAGAAAUUAGAAAAUUAUUGGUAAUUUAAUUGUAUAUUAAACAAGGAGAUCCUUGCUUUCAACUUUAAAAGUUCAUUAACGCAAAUAGAACUUUUGUUUGUAAACAAUGCCGAAAAUUGAGAAAGUGAAAGUACACGUCAAGGAGCGGGUGGACGACAAUGUUUGUGAUUUGAGCUUGAGUGGUAUUAGCGAGAUUCCAGUGCGUGAAAUUGCUUCCUUUAAACGAGUUAGUGUGCUGGAUCUAUCAAGUAACUGUAUCACCUCUUUGGGAAAAAGUUUCCUUACGCUCACACGGCUCGUCAAACUCGAUCUUAGCAAAAAUCAAAUCCGGUAUUUACCAGAAGAGUUUGGUUUGCUUCGUAAUUUGCGUCAUUUGGACUUGUAUGACAAUAAGUUGGAGCAUCUACCUCUAAGUUUUGGUUAUUUAACAAACUUGCGAUACUUGGAUUUGAAAGGAAACCCCUUAACACCCGCUCUGGCAAAAGUAGUUGGGUUUUGUCUCACUACGAAAGAAUGCCAGGAUUCAGCCAAAAACACUGUGAAAUUCUUGGGUCGAAUGCAAGCUGAAGCUGAAAAGGCUAAACAACAAUUUCAACUUCAGGCGCUAAACACUACUGGGGCUUUUAGUGAUUACAUUAGCACCGAAGAAAAACCACUUGAAAAUCAAAAAUCAAAAAAGUCAGCUAAGAAAGCUAAAUCCAAGUCAAAAAAAUCCACCGCCAACAACAAUAAUAAUGAUAUAAGCCAUGAAGUAAACAUUGCACCAGUAAACGUUAAUAAUAAGACAACCAAGUCAAGAAAGAAUGCAAAUGGGCCAACGAAAAAGUCCAUCUCAAAAUCCAGCACAGCACUUACCACAGUUUUCACGUUUUUCAUGCUACU